This is a messenger RNA of Artibeus jamaicensis (Jamaican fruit-eating bat), 2306 nucleotides long. It is a transcript of the gene EGFL8, whose product is annotated as EGF like domain multiple 8. Lineage: Eukaryota; Metazoa; Chordata; Mammalia; Chiroptera; Phyllostomidae. The coding region runs from base 946 to 1950 and encodes 334 amino acids. Gene Ontology annotation, biological process: anatomical structure development. The transcript is spliced from 7 exons. The record is from RefSeq and is a predicted model, not a curated record. Gene Ontology annotation, molecular function: signaling receptor binding; calcium ion binding. Gene Ontology annotation, cellular component: cell surface; extracellular region.
GCGCCCCAAUGCCUGGUUUGGGGUGGGACCUUCUUGGUGUUUCUGCUCUCUCAAUGUCCAUUCUGUGUGGGUUUUUUUCCUGCUCAGGACAAUCCUCUAACUGUCCCAGCCUCAGACUGGGAGGCUGGGCUCAGGGCUCCCUCCAGUGGUGUAUGCUUCAGCUUCAUGGAUAGAAUGUCUCUCCUACCCCCACCCUAGAUGAGGGGGCUAAGGGUCAGGGUGGGCAUUUGUUGAGCCCCUUUCUGACCUUUGUAGACCAGAGCUGAGCGAGGGGCUGGAUAAUGAGUCCCUUCUUCAUUGAAAGAAAGAAUUUUGGUAGAUACAAUAAGGCCCUGUCUGCUCUGACGUAGGGGUGGUGGCUGACUCAACUGUGCCCCGCCCCACCCCCACUAGGCCCUAACAAAUGUCAUCAGAAAAUGGGGUUAGUUUUCCUCUUAGUGCCCUGGGUGGCCUUCUUGCCUAUCAGUGAUGACUUCCCCUUCCUUCUUGCCUCAGCCAUUUUUGCCUCUUUUCCCGUCAUCUGACCCUACUUUGUUCUCUGCUAGCUCCCUCUCCCUGCUCCCCAGGUCUCUUUCACUCUGUGCGGGGUUUAAAAGGGAGGCAAUGGCCAAGGGUUCUGGUGGUGUUACAUAGCCAGUAGCCUCUGCCGAUUUGGGGAGGGUUCCAGAAACAAGGGGCCUUAAGUUUGGAAGAUACUUCUACGGGGUCCUUUGCUGGGUUGGGGUGAAGGUAGUAGGACUUGGACUCCACUAAGCAGAACAAGCUGGAGCUACGGUGGAGGCCCGAGGGAGGGGGCAGGAAUGGGAGGACUCUGUGUAGCCCAGCCCUUCUGCAGCAGCCCAGCCUACCCACCAGUCUGAGCUGCUGCUGCUGAGGCUGGUGGCCUGAAGUUUCUGGGAGAGAGGGAAAGGCAGCCGGCAGGGCGGUCUGGAGCCAAGGAGGACCAUGGGGUCAAGGGCUGAGCUGUGCACUCUCUUAGGUGGACUCUCAUUCCUCCUCCUGCUGCUGUCAGGCGAAGGUUCCAAGGGUGGAUCCCUCAAAGAGAGUCAGGGAGUCUGCUCCAAGCAGACGCUGGUGGUCCCACUGCGUUACAACGAGUCCUACAGCCAACCAGUGUAUAAGCCCUACCUUACUCUGUGUGCUGGAGGGCGCGUCUGCAGCAUGUACAGGACCACCUACCUAGUGGCGUGGCGGGAGGUGAGGCGGGAGGUGCGGCAGACUCAUGCCGUGUGCUGCCAGGGCUGGAAGAAGCGUCGUCCAGGGGCACUCACCUGUGAUGAAGCCAUCUGCGCUAAGCCCUGCCUGAACGGAGGCGUCUGCAUUCGGCCUGACCAGUGCGAGUGCACUCCUGGUUGGGGUGGGAGGCACUGUCACGUGGAUGUGGAUGAAUGUAGAACUCGCGUCACCCUCUGCUCGCACCGUUGUCUAAACACCGCAGGCAGCUUCCUCUGUGGCUGCCCGCAAGGCCUGGUGCUGGGCCCAGACAGGCGCACCUGCACCAGCGGGUCUCGGGAAUCUCCAACCAGUGCCAGCAUCUUUACUGUGGCCGUUCAGGAAGCGAAAUCAGAAAAGGUUGAGUGUGCCCUGGAGCAGAAGAUCCGUGAGCUGCGAGGGCGCCUGGAAAGGCUGGAGCUGGUGAGACUGGAUACCUGGGGCCGAACCCCGUUGGGCGGGGCAGUCCAUCCUCAACACCCUGAGGCAUCUCUUCCUUUGCAGUGGGCCAGGCGCCCUGGGGCCUGGGUCCAAGCGGUGCUGCCCACGCCUCCCCAAGACCUGCAGCCGGAACAGGUGGCAGAGCUGUGGGGCUGGGGUGACCGGAUAGAGUCUCUCAGUGACCAGGUGCUGCUGCUGGAGGAGAGGCUGGGUGCCUGUGAGUCCUCAUGCUCCACUCUGCUGGGAGCCCCAUACCCCAACAACUGCCUCCAGCUCUUCCCAAUUGUUUUUUCCUAAAACACUUCCCCAACACUCACUAUCCCCACACGGCCCCCAUAUAUCUGCAUUUCACCACCUUCUGACACUGUCCCCAACCUGGUGGUUUCACUUAUUGUUGGGUGAGAAUGUCAGUCUCCCCAGUACUCACACCUCCUCCGAGCUGGAGGCAGUCCACAGCCAACAUGUCUGCCUGUCUCGUCAUUAACCAGGCUCCUGUGAGGACAAUAGCCUGGACCCAGUCCUCAACGGGCACGGAUGAGGAUCUCUGCAGAACCCCUUGCUCCCUAAUGUAUACAGAAGCUGGACCCACUCUCAUCCUUCGGGAUUCACCAGCUAGGGGCAGUAGAUAAGGUAAUCUGCCUCUUAGGAGCAAG